Molecule: messenger RNA, 2102 nt
Organism: Ceratitis capitata (Mediterranean fruit fly)
Lineage: Eukaryota; Metazoa; Arthropoda; Insecta; Diptera; Tephritidae
Gene: Rep
Product: rab proteins geranylgeranyltransferase component A
Exons: 2
Coding region: 118-1836 (572 amino acids)
Biological process (GO): intracellular protein transport; protein geranylgeranylation; small GTPase-mediated signal transduction
Cellular component (GO): nucleus; Rab-protein geranylgeranyltransferase complex; cytoplasm
Molecular function (GO): GDP-dissociation inhibitor activity
Source: RefSeq, a predicted model, not a curated record
AACAGCUGAUUUGGGUAUUACUCAUACGUCAUCUCGAAAUUUGCAACGAAUAUUCGUAUUUACAAAAUUAUUAGAGAUAGCUUUGUAAAAAAAUAAAUAAAAUUAAUAGUUUAAAAAAUGUCUGACGACCUUCCAGACAAAUUUGAUUUGAUUGUAAUUGGCACUGGUUUCCCGGAGAGUUGUAUUGCUGCAGCUGCAAGUCGCAUAGGGAAAACCGUCCUACAUAUCGAUCCUCAUGAAUAUUACGGAGGGGUGUGGGCGUCAUUUAACUUAGAGUCAUUCUGUGCGCUUUUGGAAUAUGGAAAUGGCAGUGAUAUAAAAAAUACUAAACAAAAAUGGUACAUUAAUGAGCAACUGAAUCCUGAGAUGGGUGCAGAAGUUGGAAAUUCAAAUAGUGAUAGCGAGACGCAUGCAAUGGCAGAAGACACAGUCGUGCGUAAGCCCAUUGAUCAACAGUGGUCUCGUGAAAAGUUGCUUCAGCAAUCACGACGAUUCAAUUUAGACUUAAGCCCCAAGAUUCUCUACUCCGCUGGCCCUUUGGUGCAGUUGCUAGUUUCUUCAAAUAUUUGUCGUUACGCUGAGUUUCGUGCAGUAGACCGAGUUUGCACAAAAUUUCAAAACCAAAUAAUCAAUGUACCUUGCUCGCGUAGUGAUGUAUUCAAUACCAAAGAUUUGAAUAUUGUAGAAAAACGACUGCUAAUGAAAUUUCUGUCGCAAUGUUUGGCCUUUGGGGAAGAUAAAACUGAGGAAGACACAUUACUUUAUAGAGGCAAAACAUUCCGCGAGUACCUGCAAGAGCAAAAAGUCACUGAAAAAAUAAGAACUUGUGUAAUGCAAGCUAUUGCAAUGAGCACCGAUGAAACGCCUUUCGAAGUGGGAAUUGGACGAACGCAACAGUUUCUCGGUAGCCUUGGACGUUAUGGGAAUACGCCUUUUCUAUUUCCAAUGUACGGUUGUGGUGAGAUACCACAAUGCUUUUGUCGUCUUUGUGCAGUUUUUGGUGGCAUUUAUUGUUUAAAGCGAAAUAUCGACGAUAUUAUUGUUGAAGCGGACACCAAUAUAGCGAAUGUUGUUUUAGAGGGCAAAACAAUAAAAGCGCAACAUGUUGUUAGUGCCCCAUGCCACAUUCCAACGGUUUUACUUGAGCGGAAUGUUGGCAUUUACGGCCAAGGUGAAUUGGUGAACUCACUUUCUCGAGGUAUUUUCUUAUCUGCAGAACCUCUGGGUUCGGAAGAAUUAAAUUCCGGUGGAGGUGGUGUGAAUUUAUUACGACUUUUAGCUGACACACGAGAAGCCAUACUUAUACAGCUUUCACAUUUUUCUGGCACAUGUCCAAAAGGAAUUUAUCUUUUCCAUCUUACAACUGCAGCGCAGACCGACCAACCGGAACAAGAUCUGGCACCUUUUGUUGCUCAAAUUUUUAAUACUGAAACGGAUGACGCACUGAAAUUGUUAUACUCUGCUUACUUUACGAUAAUGGGACGCAAAAGUACUUCAUCCACACCUCGCGUAGAUGUAUCCACGCCGAUAUUUUGUACUAGCGCACCUUCUUACGAAUUGGAUUAUGACAAUGCUAUAAUUAAUGCGCGCGAAAUAUUUACUAAAUUAUAUGCAGAUGCUGAAUUUCUGCCACGUGCACCCGAUCCAGAAGAGAUUGUUAUCGAAGGCGAAGAUCCACGCGCCUUAAGUGAAAACAGUUUGCCAGAUGAUUUGCGUGAACAGUUACGUGAAUUGGAAAAAUCAGCCGAACAUAUGGAUAUCGAGGAUACAGAGGGUACGUCUGUUAUUGAGAUUAACCAAGUAGAGAGCGAAUCACAGCAAAUGGAUGCUGAAUGAGAUGGAAAUCCCUGCUCGCUUUACUUGCAGUAUAUUAUAUAAACAAUAGCUUAAAAUGUGUGCGGCUGUAACAAACCGUUAAUAUUAAGUUAUGUAUACCUAAGGAAGAUAUGUUUACUAAGAUGCUAGCUAAAAUUAAUUUUUUUUUUUUUCAAAACUUCAAAUUCACAAACAAUUAAAAUUAUGCACCUACAGCAAUUUGAACCUCAGUUUUAUUUAAUUGCUUUGACACAUAUCGACGAAAUAGAAAACCCUAAGAAAAUAUA